GCGCUUCGUGAAAUUAUCCGAGCGCAACUGUCAGUGUCCAAACAUUUUGAUUUUUUUACAUAAUUUCUUGGGUUACAAACUGAUUCACAAUUGUAUAGCAUUAGCUACUGGUUGCCAACUUUCACUUAAGCCACAUAAAACAUUUUGUAGAUAGCUAGUGGUAGCGCAGUAAUGUUAUGAGGGUGAUGAUGAUGGUCGAUUUUACGGGCUGACAUUAUUGUUGGGUUGAGUUGUGGUUUUAGACGGGAGAGGGACACAUAUAUUGUUGGCUAAAUUGAAGAACCCAAAUUAGCUAGCUAUUGUGCUAACCCAGGGGGAAACAACAAUGCCAGAAGCGAACUGGCUUCUAACUAGCUAGCCAAGCGAAUGUUAGCUAGCUUGUACAGUAAAUGACCUAGUUAACGUGUGUUUACUCCGACAUUUAGCUACGCUAUCGUAGCUAGCUAACGUUAGCUAAGGGUUAACCAGAGUACCGUUAACUAGCUAACUAACAGUUAGCUGGAGACUUGGUCUCAGGUUGCAAGUACAUUCUAUCUAGCUACAUUAACGUUAGUUAUCCAGAUCUAGCUAAAGUUAGUUAUCGUUAGCUUGCUAGUCUAGCGUCUAGUUAAACUGCAGCAACACAGGCUACACGUUAGCUGCUAGGUAAUUUUAUUUCGGGAACGACAACUUCAUUCAGGGGUCUGUCUUGUUUGCCUUCCUAUCUGGGAUUUCACCGAUUUGCUUCCAUCUGUUAAACUGAGGAUUCACAAAACCUGGUGGCUGGUGAAGGUGUGACAUCCUCGCCCAGUGCUAUUCAUCGAGGAGCUACAAUCUGAUUGAACCGUUUGGAUUGCGGCCGGCGGGCUGGCUCCUCCUCCUCCCGGCAGCAGCGUGCGCUCCCAGCCGCCCGCCCUGCGCCCCCCAGCCCGCGCCCCUGCCACCCCCACCAGAUCCUCUAACGCCAUGUGCCUCUCCCACACCAUGGAAGGAGCAUCAGGGAAGAACGGAACGAGCCAGGCAGGGUUAGGACUGGGGCAGGGCCAGGCAGGGUUAGGACUGGGGGCACUGGGGCAGAGCCAGGCAGGAUUAGGACUGGGGCAGGGCCAGGCAGGGUUAGGACUGGGGGCACUGGGGCAGGGCCAGGCAGGGUUAGGACUGGGGGGCCAGGCAGGGCUGGGGGGCCCGGCAGGUUUAGGGCUGGGGGGCCAGGCAGGUUUAGGGCUGGUUGGCCAGGGCCCGGCAGGUUUAGGGCUGGGGGGCCAGGCAGGGUUAGGGCUGGGGUUUGGGACAGGCCUGGGGCUGGGGGGCAGGCGGUGUGGAGGGGUGCCUCUAGAACCCUUCGUACACCAGGUAGGAGGACACACCAGUAUGAUGCGCUACGACGACCACACGGUGUGUAAACCACUCAUCACCCGGGAGCAACGCUUCUACGAAUCGCUACCGCCUGAGAUGAAGGAGUUUACACCGGAGUACAAAGGCAUGGUGUUGGUGUGUUUCGAGGGGGACAUAGACGGCUACAUCAACCUGGUGGCGUACCCGUACGUGGAGAGUGAGGGCCUGGACCACGAGGACCUACCGGAGAGGGAACAACCGCGAAGGAAACACUCCCGACGGAGCCUUCACCGCUCCACCUCCGAGAUCAAGGAGGAGAGGCUACCGCACGAGAGUGACAGCACUGAGAAUCUCCAGGAACUGAAGAGUCCUCGUCUAGAGCUCCAGAUCUACAGUGAUAUUCCCUUCCAGAUGCUGGAUAAUAACAGCGGCCUGGGCUCAGAGAAGAUCAGCCACAACCCCUGGAGUCUCCGCUGUCACAGGCAGCAGCUCAGUCGCAUGAGAUCAGAGUCCAAGGACAGGAAGCUCUACAAGUUCCUGCUCCUGGAGAACGUGGUUCACCACUUCAGCUACCCGUGCAUCCUGGACCUGAAGAUGGGCACGCGGCAGCACGGGGACGACGCCUCGGAGGAGAAGGCAGCCAGGCAGAUGAAGAAGUGUGAGCAGAGCACCUCCGCCACCCUGGGCGUGCGAGUCUGUGGAAUGCAGGUGUACCAGAUGGAUACGGGCCACUAUCUGUGCAGGAACAAGUACUACGGCCGCAGCCUGUCCAUCGAGGGUUUCCGCCACGCCCUCCACCAAUACCUGCACAACGGGGCGUCGCUCAGGAAGGACCUGUUUGAGCCCAUGCUGUGUAAACUACGUAGCCUGAAGGCCGUUCUGGAGAGACAGAUCACCUACCGUUUCUACUCAUCCUCCCUGCUCAUCAUCUAUGAGGGGAAGGAGCCUGAGCUGGCCCACGUCUGGCAGAAAGCACCACGGCUUGUACCACAGCCAGCCGCUGAGAUGCCCUCCGAGAAGGAGGAGGUGGUGCUGGUCAAACCAGGAGUUGGAAUGAGUGUCCAGGGACCGGGGUUACUAUUGGGUCUCCAAACGGUCCAGAGACCGAUCGAAGAACCCCUCCAGCUCCCGCAGUCUCUCCUACCACCACCACACUGCCCCACCACCCCUCCACAGCCACAGCAGCCUCUCUCGGACCCUCACCGCCCACCUCGUCCUCAAACCCGCCCCUCCAGCCCUAGCAUCAGUGUGGACGUCCGCAUGAUAGACUUUGCCCACAGCACCUUCAAAGGUUUCCGUGACGACCAGACGGUGCACGACGGGCCGGACCGAGGCUACGUGUUUGGUUUGGAGAGCCUCAUCAAGAUCUUGGAGGGCAUAAAGGAGGAGAACCUGUAGCAGUAGAACCUGUAGCGGUAGAACCUGUAGCGGUAGAACCUGGGACUGACACAUUGGAUGUGUCUCAAAGGGUAUUCCCUAUUCCCUUUAUAGUGCACUACUUUUGACCAGGGCCCACGGGGCUCUUUGACCAGAGCCCACGGGGCCCUUUGACCAGGGCCCACGGGGCUCUUUGACCAGGGCCCACGGGGCUCUUUGACCAGGGCCCACGGGGCUCUUUGACCAGGGCCCACGGGGCUCUUUGACCAGGGCCCACGGGGCUCUUUGACCAGGGCCCACAUGGCUCGGGUCAAAACAAGUGCACUGUGUAGGGAAUAGGGUACCAUUUGGAACGUACCAAUGGCCUUCGUUCAGGAGAAGAGAACCCGUAGCGGUAACCUGACACAUCUUCAUCCUGCGUCUUCAGAUCUGUCCACCCUCCUCAUCCUCCUCCUCUCCUAAAGUGCUACUACCCCUAUCCUUGAUGAUGACAUUUGGAGAAGGAAAGAAAAGGUCAGAAUGAAUAUGAAAACAAGAAGAACCUGGGUGAUGGAGUGGAGUCUGACUGUAAAGGUUAAAGGUCAUGACCGUAGGCUGUAAAGGUCACUCCUCUCUGACUGUUGUGCUCCUUCUAGAUUAGACUCAUGAGAAACGUACAGGGAGCAUCUACAGUCCUGUUAUAUCCUCUCUGCUAGAUUAGACUCAUGAGAAACGUACAGGGAGCAUCUACAGUCCUGCUAUAUCCUCUCUGCUAGAUUAGACUCAUGAGAAACAUACAGGGAGCAUCUACAGUCCUGUUAUAUCCUCUCUGCUAGGUUAGACUCAUGAGAAACGUACAGGGAGCAUCUACAGUCCUGUUAUAUCCUCUCUGCUAGAUUAGACUCAUGAGAAACGUACAGGGAGCAUCUACAGUCCUGUUAUAUCCUCUCUGCUAGAUUAGACUCAUGAGAAACGUACAGGGAGCAUCUACAGUCCUGUUACGUCCUCCUGCACAGAGAUGGCUGCCAUUCCUCUGAAGGAAAAACAGAGGGAAAAUGUCUGUUUGCCUUGUGGGUUUGUCGCCGCUAUGUGGCCAGCUGAAGUAUUGCAGGGUUUGGUUUGAAAGUAAAGCAGCUACUGCUCAGGGCAAGUCCAGGUCCAGGGCCUUUUCUUUGUCUCAAAUGUCAACCCUAUUCCCAUUAUAGUGUGCUACUUUGGACCAGGGCCCAUAGGGAAACCCAUAAGGCUCUGGUCUAAAGUAGUGAACUAUAUAGGGAAUAGUGCCAUUUUUGCCCGUCUCUGGUGUGGGACUGGUACAGGGAAGAGGUACCCGUCUAUCUGUGUGUGUUGAGGGUUGGU
Molecule: messenger RNA, 4029 nt
Organism: Salvelinus fontinalis (brook trout)
Lineage: Eukaryota; Metazoa; Chordata; Actinopteri; Salmoniformes; Salmonidae
Product: inositol hexakisphosphate kinase 1-like
Exons: 7
Coding region: 946-2712 (588 amino acids)
Biological process (GO): inositol phosphate biosynthetic process; phosphatidylinositol phosphate biosynthetic process
Cellular component (GO): cytoplasm; nucleus
Molecular function (GO): inositol hexakisphosphate kinase activity
Source: RefSeq, a predicted model, not a curated record